AUGCAGGAGAGAGACUACGAAAAUGACAAGCUCUGCAUUGAAGUAGCCAAAAAGUGGUCUUCAAGAUGCAGCUCACCAAUGCAUGUAAUUUCGGAGCUCACAAUUAUAUCCACCAAAAAUAUUCUCAAAUCAAAGCAGUGGGGCCCUCCUCCUAACGCUCAACAAUGGGGCACUCCUCCAACCACUCAGCAAUGGGGCACUCCUCCAACCGCUAACCAAUGGGGCACUCCUCCAAACGCUCACCAAUGGGGUUCAUCAUCAAGUGUUCCACAAUGGGGUACUCCUCCAAAUACUCAGCAACAGAACCCUCCAACAAAUGUUCAGCGUGGAUUUUCAACGAUUGGUCAAGUAGAAGUUGCACGUGAAUCAGAGGCUUUUCGUAUAUGUCAGUUACGAUCACAUGGUCUCCAAAAUCUAAACUACGAGGAGAGAAUUGAGUUGUGGAAUUUGGAAAAUGAGCAAUUUGAAGAAUUAAUAAUCCAGCCAUCAAUAAGUUACUACAAUCAAUAUUUUGAAAGAGGACCGAUUCAAACUGGUUGCGGUCUGGGAUGGAGAAAUAUUUGGUGUCGGUUACAAGAAGAUGAUGCCGCUUGUCUUCAGUUAUUGCGGAUGUCAAUUGGUGCAUUCAGGACAUUGUGCGAUAAACUGCAAACGAGUUAUGGUUUACAACCAACAUUGAAUGUAGGCAUUGAAGAGAGUGUGGCCAUGUUUCUACGAAUAUGUGGGCAUAACGAAGUUCAAAGAGAUGUUGGAUUACGAUUUGGACGGACGCAAGAGACUGUGAAUCGAAAAUUUUUUGAAGUGCUUAAAGCGACUGAGUUACUUGCUUGUGAUUAUAUCAGGACUCCAACAACCCAAGAACUACGACAAAUUCCUGAACGACUAGUAAUGGAUCCAACGUAUUGGCCAUAUUUUAGUGGAUUUGUUGGUGCUAUGGAUGGAGUUCAUGUUUGCGUUAAAGUGAAGCCUGAAGUUCAAGGAAUGUAUUGGGACCGGCACAAUAUAACUUCAUUUAAUAUAAUGGCGAUAUGUGAUCUCAAUAUGUUAUUCACAUAUGUUUGGAAUGGAGCACCUGGCUCAUGUCACGAUACAGCAGUUCUCACAAUGGCGCAAGAAAGGGAUCCUGAUUUUCCUUUACCUCCACCAGACAAGUAUUAUCUAGUCGAUUCUGGCUAUCCAAACAAACAAGGACUUUUGGGGUAUGGAAGAAGAAGUGGAGGAUUCUUUGUGAAUUUCCUAGAUAUGAUAUGA
This is a messenger RNA of Microthlaspi erraticum, 1251 nucleotides long. NCBI's taxonomy places the organism in Eukaryota, Viridiplantae, Streptophyta, Magnoliopsida, Brassicales, Brassicaceae. The record is from the annotation of a GenBank genome assembly.